Molecule: messenger RNA, 3834 nt
Organism: Caretta caretta (loggerhead turtle)
Lineage: Eukaryota; Metazoa; Chordata; Testudines; Cheloniidae
Gene: UNC45A
Product: unc-45 myosin chaperone A
Cellular component (GO): cytoplasm
Molecular function (GO): Hsp90 protein binding
Source: RefSeq, a predicted model, not a curated record
CGGGGGGCGGGGCCCGGGCGAGGCGCGUCACUGCGCGGAGGGAGCGGCCGGCUCGGCCUCGGGACUCGGCAUGGAGGCGGCCGGCGCGGCAGGGCAGCUGCGGCAGGAGGGGAACCGGCUCUUCCAGGCCGGGGACUACGCGGCCGCGCUGGCGUCCUACACGCGGGCCCUGGAGCUGGGCGCGGGGCCCCCGGAGUGCGCGGUGCUGCACCGCAACCGGGCCGCCUGCCACCUGAAACUGGAAGAUUAUGCCAAGGCAGAAGCUGAUGCGUCUAAAGCCAUCGAAGCCGAUGGCCACGACGUCAAGGCGCUGUUCCGCCGCAGCCAGGCGCUGCAGAAGCUGGGCCGCCUGGACCAGGCGGUCUACGACCUGCGCAGAUGUAUGAGCCUGGAGCCCAAGAACAAGGCCUUCCAGGAGGCAUUGCACGACCUGGGGAGCAGCAUGCAGGAGAAGAUGAAGCUCAUGUCCUGCACGGACUCCAAAGUAGAGCAGAUGUUUCAGAUCUUACUGGACCCCAAAGAGACAGACACAGACAAAAAACAGAAGGCAGCGCAGAACCUGAUUGUGCUGGCCCGGGAAGAGGCUGGGGCGGAGAAGAUCUUCCAGAGCAACGGCGUCCGGCUGCUGCUGCUCUUGCUGGACACGGGCAGAGAGGACGCGACGCUGGCGGCUCUGCGCACUCUGGCUGGCCUGUGCUCUGGGCACCGUUCGCGGACCACGGCCAUCCUCGCGGAGCUGGGGGCACCACGCAUUUCGGCGAUGCUGGGAGCGGAGCAUGAGCAGGUGUCUCUGGCGGCCUGUAACCUGCUGCAGGUCAUGUUUGACGCACUGAAGGAGGGGCUGCAGAGGGACUUCCGUGGCAAGGAGGAAGCCCUUGUGCUGGAUCCCUCGAAGGAGCUGAAGCUGCUGAUUGCGCACCUCUUGGAAAUGCUGACCCGGGAGGGGGCCUCAGCCCACGGCCGCAACAACACCCUCAACCUCCUGAUCAAAGUGGUGCCGCGGAAAUCGCUGCGUGACCCCAACAACAGCCUGACCCUCUGGGUCAUCGACCAGGGCCUGAAGAAGAUCCUAGAAGUGGGGGGCACGGUGUGCGAGGCCCCUGGCAGCCUGCUUGCGACAGAGAACAGCCGGAUGAGCGCUGCUGUCCUGCUGAGCAAGCUCUACGGUGACCUGAAGUGCGACGCCGAGAGGGAGACCUUCCACCGGCUCUGCGAAGACUAUGUCAGGAGCUGGUUUGAGGGGCACGGGUUGGCUGGGAAGCUUCGUGCCAUCCAGACGGUGUCGUGCCUGCUGCAGGGCCCCUCGGAAGCUGGGAACCAGGUGCUGGAGCUGGAGGGGAUCAUGGAGAGUGUGCUGGCUCUGUGCGCCUCCGUGCGGGAGGCCGACCAGCUGGUGGCCGUGGAGGCUCUGAUCCAUGCCGCUGACAAGGCCAAGCGGGCGUCUUUCAUCACGGCCAACGGGGUGACCCUGCUCAAGAACAUCUAUAAGUGCAGCGGGAGGGACAGCAUCCGCAUCCGGGCCUUGGUGGGGCUCUGCAAGCUGGGCUCUGCCGGAGGCACCGAUUUCAGCAUGAAGCAGUUCGCUGAGGGCUCCACCCUGAAACUGGCCAAGCAGUGCCGCAAGUGGCUGUGUAACGAGGUGAUCGACGUGGGCACACGGCGCUGGGCGGUGGAGGGCCUGGCCUACCUCACCUUCGACGCGGACGUCAAGGAGGAGUUUGUGGAGGACAAGGCAGCUGUGCAGGCCAUGUUCCAGCUGGCCAAGUCAGAGGACAGGAGUGUGCUGUUCGCCGUGGCCUCGACGCUGGUGAACUGCACCAACAGCUACGACCACGAGGAACCAGACCCCCAGAUGCUGGAGCUGGCCAAGUAUGCCAAGCAGCACGUCCCAGAGCAGCACCCCAAGGAUGAGCCAGGCUGUGUGAGGCGGCGGGUGCACAAGCUGCUGGCUGCCGGGGUGGUGUCAGCUCUCACCUGCAUGGUGAAGAGUGAGAACCCGGCGCUGACCAACUCCUGCCGGGAGCUGAUCUCCAGGGUGUUCCUGGCCGUGGUGGAGGAAGCAGUGGACAGAGGCAGCGUGGUGGCCCAGGGAGGGGGAAAGACACUCAUCCCGCUGUCCCUGGAGGGUACCGAGGUGGGGCAGGCCAAGGCUGCACAGGCACUGGCGAAGAUCACCAUCACCUCCAACCCUGAGAUGGCGUUCCCUGGAGAGCGGAUCUAUGAGGUGGUCAGACCCCUGGUGAGUCUCCUGCACCUGCACCGCACAGGCCUGGAGAACUUCGAGGGGCUGAUGGCGUUAACCAAUCUGGCCGGGAUCAGCGAGAGGCUGAGGCAGAAGAUCCUGAAGGAGAAAGCGGUGCCCAUGAUCGAGGGCUACAUGUUUGAGGAGCACGAGCUGCUCCGUCUGGCUGCCACUGAGUGUAUGUGCAACAUGGCCAUGAGCACGGAGGUGCAGGAGCUCUUCCUGGCCGAGGGCAGCGACCGGCUGAAGCUGCUGGUUCUGUACAGCGGGGAGGACGACGAGAAGCUGCGGCGAGCAGCCUCCGGCACCUUGGCCAUGCUGACCUCACUGCUGCCCCCGAUCUGCAGGAAGAUCACCCAAGUGACGGAUCACUGGCUGGAGAUCCUGCAGGCCCUGUUGCUCAGCCCCAACGAGGAGCUGCAGCAUCGUGGCGCCGUGAUCGUGCUGAACAUGAUGGCAGGCCGGGAGAUUGCAGCCAAGCUCAUGGAGAGCGAGAUGCUGGAGAUCCUGUCCGUACUUGCCAAGGAGGAGCGCGACAAGCCCCGUGUGGCCCAAGCUGCCAAGGAGUGCCUGGCGCAGGCCGUGGCAUGUGGGCUGAUCAAACCCAACGUGAAUGGAGAGUGACAGGCUGUCCUGCCUGGGCUCUCCUUCCUCUGUGCACGCACUGCUCUGGGCUUGUAGCACACCCAGCUGCUGCUAGGGAAAGACACGCUGCCUUCGGAGGCUGGAGCCCCUGGGGUGCAGGUGGCCACGAUGGGGGCUGAAGCUGCCUGUUGUAUCUUGUCUUAACCGAAGAGGGUAUGCAGUUGAGGCAGGGCCUGCCUGUGUGUGCUAGACACAGGGGUGCUCUGCAAUGCUCUCGGGUACGUUUCUUCUCUGCACCCAUGAGCUGCUGCAGGGUCCCCUUGACACUCUCCUGUCUAGCCUGGAGCUGCCAGCCUCCGCUGAGAGCUCCGGGCAUCCAAGUCCUGCUGCACCCUGUGCUUGUCUCUGCCUGCCUGAGCAACGCCCCCGCGUGCUCCCAGUGCAGAUGGAUGCUGAGCUGGGGCCGUCUGCACUUGCUGCCCCCCAGGAGGGGUCUUUGCACCUGCACCUGUCUUCUUGUGCCUAACACGUCUGUCUGUCUCCUCCAAGCGCUCUGACCCCCACAGCUCUGCUCUGGGCUGGCGGGGAGGGGCAGAGAGGGCAUUCUUCAGGCACAGCGGCUCUGGGGUGAUGGGCUGGCUGCUGUUUAGCAGCUAUGUGGGAUCGGAGGGGCAGGACCCUUGGUUGGUGCUGUCCUGCUGUUCCCCUGAGGUGGUGAGUGGCUGAAUGCAGCAGCUGUUUGGACUGGUCUGAGCAGCUGGAUCAGCCCUCGCUCUCCUGCCUCUGUCUGGCUCCAGGGGGCUGCUGAAUGCGGGUGAAGGAGCCACCGCUGGCCCCGCUGCUGGGGUUGUAGCCUGUCUGUCUUCUCGUGAUUGUCCCUAUCGCUGUAGGAUGAACACCUCCCGGGCGUUGCAUUUACCUCUUCUGCUGGGGUGGUGGGGGGGUGAGGGAAAGCAGGCCUUGUAUGCACUGUAUUGUAUUUUCCUAAUAAAGCCACCCCCUCCAGC